Molecule: messenger RNA, 1077 nt
Organism: Phanerochaete carnosa HHB-10118-sp
Lineage: Eukaryota; Fungi; Basidiomycota; Agaricomycetes; Polyporales; Phanerochaetaceae
Exons: 2
Coding region: 1-714 (237 amino acids)
Source: RefSeq, a predicted model, not a curated record
AUGACACGGGAGCCAUCAGUCAAGGCCGUAUCGCUGGAUCGUCUCGAACAGGUGUAUGGCGCCAAAUACAUUGUGCGAGCAAUUGCAAAGUACAUCGUACGUCUCAAUCACCCGGAUGCUUCCCGUGCAGAAGUUGUUCGUCUCACCACUACUCUUCGUUUACUGUUCCGUAAACUGCCAGUUUACCACAAGGCUAAAUUUUGGGAGAGCGACUUUCUCCUCUAUCGGCAGGCAUCAGAUGAGUACGACGCCAUUUACGCAACCCCGGGUGGACGACUGAAUAAGCGCGGCCAGCAAGUUGCUGGCCGUUUUGACACGGCUAUUGUAAAUCUGGGUACAGGAAGUGCUAUUGGCGUUGAGGGCUAUCGGGUCUGCCGUGUUCGGGCAAUAUUCACCAUUCCUAUACGCUAUCGAAGAAUCCUACUUCCCUUUGUAGACCCUCCAGAAUAUCUCGCAUAUGUGGAGUGGUUCUCCAACUUCACGCAGCCAGAUCCCCAGCAUGGCAUGUACAAGGUGACGCCUAUGACCAACGCUGAUGGAACGCGGACUGGUGCUGUUAUUGCAGUGGAGAGCAUCCGCCGAAGUGUGCAUUUGUAUCCAUGCUUCGGAGCUGUUGCGCCGCGUGAGUGGUCGAGCAGCAACGUGCUUGAUGUAUGCGAGAAGUUUUGGGUUAGUCCCUUCACCGACAGACAUGUUUAUGAAACAGUAAUAUAAUGUCAAACGUUAUAAUUGGUCAAUUUUGGGGGGGGGGGAGCUCUAUGUUUACACUACAACGCAGCAUCAGGAGGAGCUAUCGGUACAAGAGCAAUCCGCAAAAAAUUUUCUGAUGGCAUAGGCAGCAACCCAAGCCCAACUCGCCUCAAAUACUCUACACGCGCUGCUUCUUGAAUCUCGUAUUCUGUCUUUCCGAUGCGCUCUAAAGCCAGCUUGAGCUCCCGGUACACCUGUCGAGUACCGGGAUACAUCUUGGAUGGGUGGACAUGCAGUACGAGAGGCCGAUUGAUGUGAAAGGGCGGUGAGUCAAGCUGCCGACUGCCCUCGAGUGCUUGGGUGCCUGAGCUUGAAACAUUUCCUAGG